Messenger RNA from Striga asiatica, 324 nucleotides. The record is from the annotation of a GenBank genome assembly. Lineage: Eukaryota; Viridiplantae; Streptophyta; Magnoliopsida; Lamiales; Orobanchaceae.
AUGAUUGAAAUCCAAGCAAGCCUAAACGAGCUCAAAAAGCUCGGGGGUCACACGAGUCUCGGCUAUAUCGAGUUCUUGUUCUUUUACGAGAUAAUGAUUGCCAGAGCAAAAGAUAUAGGAAAAGAUGACGAAAUGGAAGACGAUCUUUUGAAGGCGUUUAAGGUUUUCGACACGAAUGGAGAUGGAUUCAUAUCGUCUGAGGAACUCGAAAGCGUGCUCACGAGAAUGGGAUUGUGGGACAAGAAAAGUGGAGGGAACUGUAAGGAGACGAUCGAUGCGUACGAUGAGAAUUCUGAUGGAAUGUUGGAUUUUGAGGAGUUAUGA